Spinacia oleracea (spinach) is the source of this 1062-nucleotide messenger RNA. RefSeq lists its product as uncharacterized. NCBI's taxonomy places the organism in Eukaryota, Viridiplantae, Streptophyta, Magnoliopsida, Caryophyllales, Amaranthaceae. The transcript has a single exon. Gene Ontology annotation, molecular function: protein dimerization activity. The coding region runs from base 1 to 1062 and encodes 353 amino acids. The record is from RefSeq and is a predicted model, not a curated record.
AUGUUGAAGGGGUUACUCUCUUGUAGAGAGGCACUUGAAACUACUAUUGUUUUCAAGGCAUGUAGAGAGUGGUUGAAGAGACAAGAUGCAGAUACAAGAGCUAUGGGUGAAUUGAUAACAAGAACUAUUCAAGAUCCACAUUUUUGGAGUGAAGCUCAAGAAAUUGUAAGUUUCACCAAACCACUUUACAAAUUACUGAAGUUCUGUGAUGGUGAUGGUCCUAAGAUGGGGGAAAUAUAUGAGAGAAUGGAUAACAUGAUUGGUGAAAUAAAAGAUAUUAUGAGGGAUAGCAAAUAUGUCUCUGAGUUUGCUAAAGUAGAAACAGUAUUGGUAACAAGGUGGGAUAAGAUGACCAUUCCUCUCCAUUGUUUAGGUUUUGCUCUUUCACCUCGUUUUUAUGACAAGAUUUACUUAGAAUCUCCUACUCCUGGGGGGUAUACUAGAAGGGCUCCUAAUCUUGAUAAAGAGGUGGUUAUGGGUUGUAUGGAAGCAUUUGGGAAAAUAACUGAAGACAAAUAUGAAGAAAAAAAGUUACGUGAUCAAUUUACUGAAUUUCAGUUGAAGAAAGGGAUAUACUCACUGCCACAAGCCCAAAUGGAUGCUGUCACCAUGGAAGCUAUUGAUUGGUGGUCUAUGUAUGGAUCACAAACUCCCAAAUUGGCAGAGGUGGCUAAGAAGGUGUUAGCUCAACCCAUUAGUAGCUCUUCGGCAGAGAGGGCUUGGAGUACAUUCGGGUUUGUUCAUAGCUUGAAAAGAAACAGAUUAAAUUGUUCAACGGCAGAUAAGUUAGUUUACAUCCAUUCUAAUCUUCGUCUUUUGUCUAGGUUCUCUGAAAGUUACAAGCAAGGUCCCUCUAGAAAAUGGGAUAUUGAUCCUGAAAAUUCUUGUCUUGAAGACUCACCUGCUGAAUUAGAAGACAUGAGAUGGACUGGAUUGGAUUCAAAUGUUGAAGAUGAAGAGGAUCUCACGAUAAUAGAUAACCCAUAUAAAAGAAUAAAGGUGGAAGCAAGUGAAAUAAAAAGUCAGAAGGCAAAGGGGAAGGGGAAGAAACAGAUGCAGUAG